Propithecus coquereli (Coquerel's sifaka) is the source of this 889-nucleotide messenger RNA. It is a transcript of the gene RPRML, whose product is annotated as reprimo-like. The record is from RefSeq and is a predicted model, not a curated record. The transcript has a single exon. NCBI's taxonomy places the organism in Eukaryota, Metazoa, Chordata, Mammalia, Primates, Indriidae. The coding region runs from base 195 to 557 and encodes 120 amino acids.
CUCUGGGCCGCCGCUUCCCGCCGGGCGCCCAGGGUAGGCGGCCCGAGAGUGCCAGCUCCCGGGCAGCCUCCCGCCUUCCUCCCCUUCCCGCGCUUGAGUCCCUCGGACGGCCGGGAGCGUCCCCAAGAGCGCGGACGCCAGCGAGCUCCAGUGCGCCGCGGAUUGCGCGCCGAGACCCUGGGCGCCGCGCCGCGAUGAACGCGACCUUCCUGAACCACAGCGGCUUGGUGGAGGUGGGCGGCGUGGGCGGCAGCGCCGGGGCCGCCUUGGGGAACCGCAGCCACGGGCUGGGCACGUGGCUGGGCUGCUGCCCCGGGGGCGCACCAUUGGCUGCCAGCGACGGGAUCCCCGCGGGGCUGGCGCCCGACGAGCGCAGCCUGUGGGUGUCGCGCGUGGCGCAGAUCGCCGUGCUCUGCGUGCUGUCGCUCACCGUGAUCUUCGGCGUUUUCUUCCUGGGCUGUAACCUGCUCAUCAAGUCAGAGAGCAUGAUCAACUUUCUGAUGCAGGAGCGCCGGCCCUCCAAGGACGUAGGCGCCGCCAUCCUGGGGCUGUACUGAACGCCACCCCGGCCGGUUCCCGCCAGCGCCACUGCCGCAAGGAGAAGGACCGGAGAGACCAGACCCUCGUCCCCCUCUGUGGGCUGUGCCGCCGCCUCCGGGCAGGUAGCUCAAGGGGCAGCGACGUGCCUCUGGGCGCCCGGGCCUGGGGACGCAGCGGGACUCGCGGCGACGGCGCGGGAAGGGACUUCCGCGCCGGGCUCGGUCCUGUGUGCGUGUCAGCGUUGGAGGGUGGGAGGUUGGGGGAUGAGGGUUCUUAACCAGAUUUAUUUAAAAAAAAGUUCGGGGCAGUGGGAGUGAGUGCGAGGCCGUUUGGGGCUGAGGUCGCUAGC